GGACAGCCGCUUAUGACGUGCGGGGACUGCGGUGGGCCCGGGUGCUGCGGCAGCCGCAGCGCCGGCCGCUGCUCCGGCUCUGGCUCCCGGGUAUUUAAAGGGGACGCAGCGGCGGCCUGGGGGGAUGGGGGGCAGGUGGAGAGGACGGCCCAGACGCACAUCAUCCAGGGCCCCUUGGGACUGGAGUGACUCGUGAGCAGGAGCCCAGAAAGCCGGGGGUGGAUAAGACAUCGCGUCCCCUCCAAUCCUCGUAAGCACCCCUUGCUCCAUCCCGCUUCCAAAUACUCAGCCAGCCCCUUUCCCCACUCUUUACACAUCAAACUCUGCCGGGACAGACCUUUGCCGCCGCCGUUCCCCACGAAUCGGGUGUCCGGGUAUCGCUCCGUCCCCGACUUGGUCAAGGCGAAGGAAUCUGGGCUCACUUGCUCCCUGCCACCCACGAGUCCCCCCUGGCUCCCGAGCUGCGCGCCCCACCUUCCCUCCGCCCCGCACUGGAGCGAAGCACCCGCCAGCUGGGGGUGUGCCAGAGUGCCUGCUUUCCAGCCACCUCUAAAAAUAUCUCUCCCCCCCACUCCACCAGCAGCUGCCACCUCUUUGCCCAUUGAGGAUCCCCUCGCAGUUUGUCCACCCAGGCAGGACAAGCCCAGAGGUGGCUCCCGGUCCCAGCUUCCUCACUGGCACCAGGGCUUCACUGGCACCAGGGCUUCAGUCAGGGCCCAAGGGAUUCCCCAGGGCAAUAGGGUAAGUUCUGGCUGCAGUUUUCCCAAGAGGCAGCAGAGACCCCUGUGCUCCUGAUUCUGAUGCUGUGUGACCUCCCAGGAUAUUAGUUUGACCUCUCUGAGCCUCUGUAUUACCUAUUUACUGCUGGUGGUGGUGAGGAAGGAAGAGACCAUGGUAAAGUUGGGAGUGCUGUCUGGAGAGGGAGAGAAUUUCAGUCUAGUGGUGGAAUCUGAUUUCUAGUGAUUGAUACAAAGAAACCUGGUCUUGGGCAGAGGACUUGUUACUGUAGGUCUUUGCUCCCCUGCCCCUCAUCCCUAACUCGCACAUUUUCUGGGGAAAACUGUCCUCAAACUGUCCUGUGGACUCCACCCAUCAAGAGGGGAAUUUCAAACUUAGGGCCUAUGCAAAAGACAGGACUGUUUCCCUUCCCUAUCCCCAGGGGCCCUCCCACUCCAUCCCCAUAGAUGUAAUACAACAGCAUUGUGUAAAAGGUGCCGGGUGUGGGGCUGGGAGAGGCAGUCACUGCUUAGGUGGCACUGAAAUCUGGGCCCCCUGCCCACACGAUGAAACCCUUCUCUCCUCUCUGCUCUAGCCUGGGAGAAGCUCAGAGGUCUUGUCCCCUUUUCCUCUGAGGGACUCUUUCUGGUGUCCACAAAAGGAUUUGAUCACUCAGGACAAAGCUGCCAGAGGAGCUCUGGAGGACGGCUGAAGGCCAACAGUCCCUACAGGUGGUGCCCAGGGUGAUGUACUGACAAUGAGCGGGUGUUUUCCAGUUGCUGGCCUCCGAUGCCUGUCUAGGGUAAGUGGGUCCCUCCAGGGGUCUCUUAGGAUGAGGCCUCAACCCCCAUGUUCCCAUCAUGGGGUGGGAGGAGCCCUAUCCGGCCCCUUUUAGGCCUGCCUCACCUCUCCUGGGCCUCCACUAAUCCCUGGAAGCUUCCAUCCCAGGGGUAGGGCCCUGCUGCUUUAUAUCCUCAACUCCAGGGAUCCUGGGCCACUGAGACUCCCAGAUAGAUGUUGGUAAGACCAGAGGGUGACUCUAGGGAUGAUGCUGAAGGGACAGUUCUAUUAGAGAGACAGACAGCCAGGUUCAAAUCUCAGCUUUGAAAUUAGGAAAGGAGCUCAGACUUGUUUCACAGGGUGUGCCAGGCCAUAAACAUCACAGGAGAGGGGGUUAGGAAGAAACUAGAAAGAGGAGUGGUUCCAGCACAACUAAUUGGGGUGGGAGGCUGGGAGGGAGAAAGGCGGUGCAGUGGCUACUCUGCAGCUAUACAUAAUCUGCUCACCGCCGCUCUGUCACAUAAAGCUGCUGGCAAGCAAAGGUGGCAGGGACCGGCUGCAGAGGGCCUCUGCUCUUCUCAUUUGCUUGCCUUUGUGCUGCACACUUCUCCUGUUGUCCCCCAUCCUCUUCCUUGUCAACAGGACUAGCCCGGGGUCUCCACUUCCUGGGGCUCCCCACCCCCACUCCCCACCCUACUCUUCCUGUCCCAUCCAGCUCCAUGCUCCCUCCCCCAGCGUGACUUCCUCCUAGUUCCCUUCCUCCCCACUCCUGCCUCCGUACCCCCAGCCAUGUCCCCACUACCUGCUCCCUCCUCUGCCUUUUCAGCCACUGCUGCUCUCUUUCCCUUACCUGUCUCCCAGGUAUGUCGCGGCCUGGCUCGGGAGGCUCCUCCUUCCCCAAGCCCCACCGCUUCUGCUGCUGCCCACUUGCUUCGGACGCUGGCAGAAACCCCACCCGCUGACAAGUUCCUCCCAGGGAAUUGGCAAGUGAUUAGUGAUGAGUUGUUAGCACAGGGCCCUAAAACUCCCUGCAGAAGCUGUGUCCCCUGCCUAGGGCCAUCUGGCUGGAAGCAGCUCCCAGAGAGCCUGCCCGGGUCUUGUGUGGUCAUUCCGCCUACCUGGUUCUUCCAGGAGCUAAAAUCCAGUUCUCUGAUCAGCGCAGAAGCCCAGGCACUUAACUCUCUAGACCUGGCCCUUAGCUUCUAUCCAGGCCUGAGGACCUGGCACUGAUUGUCCACAUGCCUGGGAUGGUGCCAACAAGUCCUCCUGGGAGCCUGGCUCCUAUAUUGCCCACCAUGGUCCCACAAACUCUCGGCUCUGCAUGGCCGAGAAAGGGGAAUGAGGAGGCUGCUCCAGUUGGGUAAAUGGGUGGUUUCCCUUGACUGUUAGGGAAGAAGGGAGUAGAGAGUCCCCUCCGUUUAUCCAUAAGAACAAGUGGAGUCACUGGAAGAGCCCGGAAUGGUCUAGGGACCCCCAAAGGAGUUACCCCUUGGAAGCUGUUCUUCCCUCUCUCAAGUUGUUAAGCCCCCAUGGCCCCGAUGAGAGUAGCAGAAAUAACUGGGCUCAGGAGGGGGAAGGUCCCCUGAGGGUAAAUCCCAGGGCAGUUAACCAAGAGGUGCCAAGCGGGUGGGCAGGGAAGGCUGGGAGUGGGGACGGCGACGUUGCUUACCCAGCUUAACCAGCUUCGGGUCCUCCUCAGGUCUUGGAUGUGCCAGCGCCUCUGGCUGUGGCCCGCUAACCAGCCUCUCCCGGGCCGGCUCCCGCCGCGCCCCCUCUCGCUUGCUCCCUCCUCCUCCUCCUGCUCCUCUCUCCCCCGCUCCCAGGACAGCGGGAUGGCCGCGCAGAGCGCGCCGCGCUUCCUGCUGACCUUCGACUUUGACGAGACCAUUGUGGACGAGAACAGCGACGACUCGAUCGUGCGCGCUGCGCCAGGCCAGCGGCUGCCGGAGAGCCUGCGAGCCACCUACCGCGAGGGCUUCUACAACGAGUACAUGCAGCGCGUCUUCCAGUACCUGGGCGAGCAGGGCGUGCGGCCGCGGGACCUGCGCGCCAUCUACGAGGCCAUCCCCCUGUCGCCGGGCAUGGGCGAGCUGCUGCAGUUUGUGGCCAAGCAGGGCGCCUGCUUCGAGGUUAUUCUUAUCUCAGACGCCAACACCUUCGGCGUGGAGAGCGCGCUGCGCGCCGCCGGCCACCACGGCCUGUUUCGCCGCAUCUUCAGCAACCCGUCGGGGCCCGAUGCGCGGGGGCUGCUGACGCUGCGGCCCUUCCACACGCACAGCUGUGCGCGCUGCCCCGCCAACAUGUGCAAGCACAAGGUGCUCAGCGACUACCUGCGCGAUCGGGCCCGCGACGGCGUGCACUUCGAGCGCCUGUUCUAUGUGGGCGACGGCGCCAACGACUUCUGCCCCACGGGGCUGCUGGCGGGCGGAGAUGUGGCCUUCCCGCGCCGCGGCUACCCCAUGCACCGCCUUAUCCAGGAGGCGCAGAAGGCCGAGCCCAGCUCCUUCCGCGCCGCCGUGGUGCCCUGGGAAACGGCCAUCGACGUGCGCCUCCAUCUGCAACAGGUGCUGAAGACGUGCUGAGGACGCGGCCUGCAGGGGCUCCCGGGCGGGGAAGGGGGGCGAGGGGGCUGGGGAUCCGGAAAGACAAACCUAGUUUUAUUA
Messenger RNA from Camelus dromedarius (Arabian camel), 4160 nucleotides. It is a transcript of the gene PHOSPHO1, whose product is annotated as phosphoethanolamine/phosphocholine phosphatase 1. Gene Ontology annotation, molecular function: phosphatase activity. The record is from RefSeq and is a predicted model, not a curated record. Gene Ontology annotation, biological process: bone mineralization involved in bone maturation. The transcript is spliced from 3 exons. The coding region runs from base 3204 to 4079 and encodes 291 amino acids. Lineage: Eukaryota; Metazoa; Chordata; Mammalia; Artiodactyla; Camelidae.